UCACAGUGGCAAUCUUUCGUUCACUGCCUAAUUAACGUUAGCUCUUCCAUUGAUUUCGGUUAUCCAACAUCAACAGAGCAAUCCUCUUGCUACGAAGCUGUAUUUCACAGAGUUCAGAAGUAAGAGCAUUAGAGAAACCAGGAACACAACACAACCUCCAAAAAUGGCCUGGACUGCGGACAAAGUCCCGCUCCCCGAGCUCGUCGAGGCUCCAGAAGACAUCGGCCAGAAAGCGCGGCAGCUCGCCGGCAUGAUAAGGAAGAGCGAGCACUUCAUCGUGUUUACUGGAGCGGGUAUCUCUACCUCGGCCGGCAUUCCGGACUUCCGAGGCCCAGAAGGAGCAUGGACUCUGCAGGCCCAAGGGAGGCAGCGAACCACAGCCGCCGUCAGCACCCUGCAAGCCAUUCCAACCACCACGCAUAUGGCCAUCGUCGAGUUGCAGAACCAAGGCCUAAUGAAGUACCUCGUCAGCCAAAACUGCGAUGGGCUGCACCGGAGGAGUGGCGUCUUGCCUGACAAAAUAUCCGAACUGCAUGGCAACAACAACCGUGAAGUUUGCAAGAAUUGCGGCAAGGAGUACAUCCGUGACUUCCGCGCCGUAGCUGAUUAUACCACCUCGGUACACGACCACCGCACGGGGCGCAAGUGCACGCGCUGCGGCGGCGUCCUCCACGACACCAUCAUCAACUUCAGCGAGCCGCUGCCCGCGCGGGAGCUCGCGCUCGCGCUCGAGCACGCCCGCAAAGCCGACCUGUGUCUGGUCCUGGGCUCGUCGCUGACCGUGGCGCCCGCCAACGAGGUACCCGAGGCGGUCGGCAAGCGACGCCAGCGCGGCGGCGGCGGCGGCGCGAAGCUGGUCAUCUGUAACCUGCAGGCCACGCCGCUGGACACCAUGGCGGAUUUGAGGGUGCAUGCCAAGACGGACGAGCUGAUGGUGCGGGUGAUGCGAGAGUUAGAAUUGGAAAUCCCGGCGUUUUCGUUGGAGAGGAGGUUGGCUGUAACGGUGGAGGGGUUGGACAGGAAGAUGAAACUGAGCGUGGAGGGAGUUGACGUGGAUGGGACGCCUGUUUCGUUUCUGAAGUCGGUCCGGUUGGUGGGGAGCCGUCGGGCAUUGAAGUCGGAGCCGUUCGUGUUCCCGUUACGGGGUGAUGCUGCUGACGGUGAACUGGAGUGGAAGAUGGAGCUCGAGUUCAUGGGGCAUUACGGGGAGCCCAACCUGGAGCUAGUCCAUAGUAUCCGGGAGGAGGAGAUGGGGAUUCAGGCGGUGUAUCUUCUGCAUUACAACCCCUACAAUGGGGAGUGGAAGACGAAAAGGCUAUAGGUCAUACCUGCAGUAUAGCCCUUGAGUGAUUGUUACAGUAGUGCGAAACCAGGGACAGGGGUCCCUACCACUUGAUUGCAAUGUCUUCCAUUUCAACAACC
Molecule: messenger RNA, 1422 nt
Organism: Parathielavia appendiculata
Lineage: Eukaryota; Fungi; Ascomycota; Sordariomycetes; Sordariales; Chaetomiaceae
Product: DHS-like NAD/FAD-binding domain-containing protein
Exons: 3
Coding region: 164-1321 (385 amino acids)
Biological process (GO): negative regulation of transcription by RNA polymerase II
Cellular component (GO): nucleus
Molecular function (GO): transcription corepressor activity; NAD+ binding
Source: RefSeq, a predicted model, not a curated record